Molecule: messenger RNA, 516 nt
Organism: Ustilaginoidea virens
Lineage: Eukaryota; Fungi; Ascomycota; Sordariomycetes; Hypocreales; Clavicipitaceae
Exons: 3
Coding region: 1-516 (171 amino acids)
Source: RefSeq, a predicted model, not a curated record
AUGAGAGGUCACUCCAAACACUGGAACAAGUCGCAGAAGCAAGAAGGGCCACAGGACCAAAAAAACAUCCGUGGUUCCAUGCCCCGACGCCGAGAUUCGGACAUGACCUCCGUCGCUGAACCGACAAAAUGCGGAUUGUGGACGCCUGAACGACACCAAGUCCCGAGCGAGCCCUUGUUCAUCUCCCUCCCCAACGGAAUGUCGGCAACAUUUGGGCACCUUUCACCUCUCAAUAUGUUGCCCAACAAGCAAGUGGCUUACGAGUCACGGCACAAAAACAAAAGAACUGACGUCAAGCCCCUAUCAACCAGUGCAUGUCAAGAGAAACAAGGACCUUCCCUGAACAAACACAGGGUGUCGGACGGCGGUGACACUCAUCUAAAUGUCGCGAGAAAAUACUUGGGCCGAGGAGAACUGCAACGUAUACUUGCUUUGGGCCGCAAUGACGGAACAGAACCGCUCAAAGAUCGGCAAGGCGCACUACACCGAGCUCCGCCUUCUUCACACAACGUCUAA